AUGUGUUAUAUAGUGUUAACGCUACGCCGGUAGUCGUAUUGGCGCGGCGCAGUGCAUAGCAGUGUAGCGACGACGACGGCGGCAGCUCAUACGCGUGCAUUUCGACCUGUGACCGUUACAUAUUCUAUUCUAUUAUAUCGUUUUGUGUAUAUUUUCUUACACGUCACGCGCGGCCACAACAAUCAUCGCAUUAUCGCUUAACAAUAAUAUCGCAUCGUUAUAAUAUAUCGUCACAGCGUUACGUCGCGGCCACGCAUUACAGCACUGCACCGGGGGACAGUCGACCGUCGCGUGUAGGUACGCGCACGCCAGCGCUACGGUUACGGAUACGGUACGUUGCUACUCGCGGCGCGCGCGAUAAACGUUUAAACGCACGCGAGCGCGCACCCGUGUCGUCGCGUCUUAACGGUCGCGUUAAUCGCCGCGGCGGCGCGACUAAAGCCAUACACCGUGACGGCGGCGCGCACAGCACCGGUAAAAUCCGAGAAAAAUAUUCGUAGUUAUCGUCCGGCGGUACAUCCGCGACGGUCUUACCGCGAUCGCGGUCGAUGCGCGUCACGUGAAAGCAGCGAGAAGUGCGUAUGCUGCUGCCGUUGCUGCUGUUGCUGCAGCCGCUCCGGCUUUUCGCCCGCCUACGAAGACGAUGCUGCUGGCCACCGACCGAUAACAGAGCUGGCCACACCGCGGGGGGCGCAUGGACUUGCAGCACCGACAACUGCGACACCGUCAGUCACCGUCAUCUGAUCGCCCUACAGAAUUACAUAAUCGGCUCUCUCAAAUGUUAUUGGAACCACAGCAGCAACACGGUGGUGUGGACGAGGGAGGCAACGAGCGGCAUCGUCGCCAUGGUCGGCACCAUCAUGACGAGCACAUGAGUGACGGCGGUGGUGGUGGUGACGAACAGCAGCAGCAGCAGCAGCAACAGCAACAAAUGCUGUUACUACAUCAACACCAUCUGAACCAGCAACACUUACAGCACCAACAACAUCAUCCGCAUCAGCAAGGCCAUCAGCCACAGUUGCUUCAACAGUUGUCACAACACCAACAGCAGCAGCAGCAACAGCACCAAGACAACGAACUGCAACAGCACCAACAAAUGCAGCAGCAACGCCAACAUGAACAGUUGGAUGGCCACCAUCAUCCACAUCACCAAUUACAUCACGACCAACAGUUGCACGAUCUCCACCACCAAAACCUACAGCAACACCAGCAAAAUCUUCAACAGCACCAGCAAAGUCUCCAACAACAGCAGCAACAGCAGCAACAGCAGUACGGGGAGGUGAACCAACUUGGCGGCGUGUUCGUCAACGGGAGGCCGUUACCUAACGCGGUUCGCGUGCGCAUCGUCGAAUUGGCACGAGUCGGCAUCCGGCCGUGCGACAUAAGCCGUCAGCUGCGCGUCUCACACGGUUGUGUGUCCAAGAUCCUGGCCAGGUACCACGAGACGGGCAGCGUGCUACCUGGGGCCAUCGGGGGCAGUAAGCCCCGGGUGACCACACCUAGGGUGGUGGCGUACAUUGGCCGGUUGAAACGCAAGGACCCGGGAGUGUUCGCAUGGGAGAUUCGGGACCGACUGCUCGCCGACGGCGUGUGUGACAAGUUCAACGUGCCCAGUGUGUCCAGCAUCAGCCGGAUACUGCGCAACAAGAUCGGAUCUGCGGGACCGACCCAAAGUGCGGUAUCUCAGCAGCCUGCGACCGCCAUGACCGGUGGUGGUGCUCUUUCGCCGACGACCGCUGCAGCGGCGCACCACAUGUAUGGACCGUACCAUCACCACCAUCAUCAUCACCCAUCUACGUCACCACCAGCCGUAGCCGCGGGCUAUCAGCUCCACCACCACCAACACAGCCAAUAUCACCACCAACACCACCAGCUCUACCACAACCAUCACUACCAACAGCACCAACACCUCUGUUCGCCACCACCGCCCCCACCUUCGUCGGGUCUACCAACCGUCGUGCCGCCAGUGGCAGGUGGCCCUACGUGCUGUUCGCCGACAGUACCGACCGUGGCCUCCAGGUCCCUGUCAUCACCGCCACCGGUGCCACCGCUUCAACCACCAGCACCUCCACCGCCGCCACCACAACACUGCUGGCCGAGUCCGCACGCCGUCACAGACAUACUCGCGGCAGCGGCCGCCGCCCAGCAACAGCACCAACACCACCAGCACUUGCACCCCUCGCACUCGCAUCACCUACACCCGUCACAACACCACCCAAACAGUCAUUUUGGUGUCGGCGGUGGAGGCGCUGGUGCCGGUAGCAGUGACACCGCCGCCGCCGCUGCCGCCGCUGCAGCUGCAGCAGCUGCAGCCGCGGCGGCCAACUACGACUCGACGGCCGGUGGCAGUGCAGCAGCCGCUGCGGCCGCCGCUGCAUACAACACGUACUGCAGCAGUUACUACCAUCACGCAAUGGUAUACGCGGCCACCGCGGCGGGAAGCAUCGCGGCCUCCGGCCGCCAUCCGUCACACCAUCUGAGCACGACGCCAACGUGCACAGCCGCCGCUGUGUGGCCCCACUCGAUAGCACCACCUCCGCAACCGUUGCCACCGCCGCAGUCACCGACGCCUUCACCGCCGGCAUCAGCAGAGGUGACCAACGCGUGACCAUUACCGUGGUGGUGAAUUCCCAGAGUGGAACACCGAACAGUGGAGAUGAUAUCAAUCAAUGAUAUCUUAAUUUUUUUUUUUAAUGGGGAACAAAAGACACUUGUCCGCGAUGACUGUUGUAUACGCAACUCCAACCUGUUAAUAAUGUUACACAAGUUAAAGACCACCAAACAAAAACUAAUUAUGUGUAUUAAUAUGGACACAUUUGUGUAAUUUCAUUCAUUUUAUCUUUCCGUAAUUUGCAUAAUUUUUGAACACACUAAUUUUUCUAACUAAAACUGAUCUUAUGAUUUAUUACGAUACAUCCUGUGUUGGUAUUUAGGUAUAUUAUACGAGUUUAUCCAGAACAGUCUUUGGCUGUGCAGGGUCCCUUGGGGCUUGGGCACACAUACUUUAGGACCCUUUUAAAAAAGAAAAACAAAUGCCAAAGAAAACAUCAAAAUGUCCAUUAGCUUGGGGAGGGGACUGGACGCGUGCCUCACGUGGCCUUAGGUAAAAGACGCUUACCUAUGAGUUUAUCACACGAUAAUAGUGUGUAAAUUCAUUAAUAACGACCACAUUUUAUUUUGUAUGUACGAUUCGAUUAUUGAGAAUAAGUGGUAGAAGAAAUGUAUGUAAAAUACCGCUCUUGCCGCCUAUUAUGAACAUAUGUAGGUACCUUAUAUACAUUGUAUUUAUCUGUACAUAUACUGCCAUUAUAUUAUUAUGUAUACAUAUAUGUUCAAUAUAUAUU
Myzus persicae (green peach aphid) is the source of this 3344-nucleotide messenger RNA. It is a transcript of the gene Poxm, whose product is annotated as paired box pox-meso protein. Gene Ontology annotation, molecular function: RNA polymerase II cis-regulatory region sequence-specific DNA binding; DNA-binding transcription factor activity, RNA polymerase II-specific. Gene Ontology annotation, biological process: anatomical structure development; regulation of transcription by RNA polymerase II. NCBI's taxonomy places the organism in Eukaryota, Metazoa, Arthropoda, Insecta, Hemiptera, Aphididae. The coding region runs from base 695 to 2608 and encodes 637 amino acids. The transcript is spliced from 2 exons. The record is from RefSeq and is a predicted model, not a curated record.